Molecule: messenger RNA, 1111 nt
Organism: Haliotis rufescens (red abalone)
Lineage: Eukaryota; Metazoa; Mollusca; Gastropoda; Lepetellida; Haliotidae
Exons: 2
Coding region: 597-914 (105 amino acids)
Source: RefSeq, a predicted model, not a curated record
CUGACAUGAGCGUGUAUCCAGGGCUUGGUCAUGCGUCUGUCGGUGGUGAAUCGCGCUUGUUGCGCAUUUGUCCUAUUGUGAAAACAUGUUGACAAAUUCGGAGUGGAUAUCUGUUUAUAAGCCCAGUCUGAAACAUUGUUGUUACCGGUAGGGCAGGGCAUGCUUACCCUUUCGCGAACACCUGGUGUCAUCAUUGAUUUUUAGUCAUCCAUUCAUAUAAUUUUCACCACUAGUUUGCCAUUUACGCUCAAUGGAAUGUGUUUCGGCGGAUAAUUGAGACUGAUUGUUCUCUGGCGUUGACGUUAUAUAUUUACACGUUUGUCCAACUAUUUGCGCUUAUGAAAUCAUGCAUCAUGUGAUAAUAUUAAUAUAAAGUGAUUACAGCAGCAGAUGUGAGGAAUAUCUGUCUGAACAACUAUGUACACAAGCUUGGUAUGUUGUCACUAUUGCAGGAAUUGAUACGCACUUUUGAAAGUUAGUUUGACGACAUCCUUUUCUUAGAAUUAGAGUUGCAGUGAGGGAAUAUAAAGCCAUCUGUUGUAGUGGAUCCGCGAAAUAGUGACAAUUUUUAAACACUUCCAGAGUGGAGCUACGUCAUGGCCUAUUGUGUCCCCAAAGCUGUUGACAUCACAGAACGAUUACGUCAACAAUCACUUGACGCCAUCAUCAAAUCAGGCUGUCAGCACGGAACACGGCAGGCGGGCUUGUUGCUGCCGUCAGACACGCCUUGGUUUACACAGGCCAAUACUGACGAGAUAUGGACUCGAGUUCGACUCAGGUUGGAAAGAGAUGUAAAAAUGUGUCCUAACCGCUUCAAUGACGAGAAUGCUGAUGAGCGACGCCAACAUCAGAUACAGACGGAUUGGGAAACGGCCAAGAACGGAACGGUGUGGUUGCUCAGCAGUAACAGGUGACGCCGACAAUGGAGCUACGUCACGGCCUAUUGUGUCCCCAAAGCUGUUGACAUCACAGAACGAUUACGUCAACAAUCACUUGACGUCAUCAUCAAAUCUGGCUGUCAGCACGGAACACGGCAGGCGGGCUUGUUGUUGCCGUCAGACACGCCUGGUUUACACAGGCCAAUACUGACGAGAUAUGGACUCGAGUUCGA